AUGUCAACUACUGUUUUAACUAAGGAAAGCAGGAUUCUGGCACGGAAACAAGUUGACGAGUCGCUACGUCUUAUAGAAGAUUUGAAGUUUUUUUUAGCUACUGCACCGGCUAAUUGGCAAGAGAAUCAGGUAAUUAGAAGGUACUAUUUGAAUCAUGAUGAGGGAUUUGUCAGCUGUGUAUUCUGGAAUAAUUUAUACUUUAUAACGGGAACUGAUAUAGUGCGAUGCAUAGUAUACAAGUUUGAGCAUUUUGGAAGGAAAAUCAUUGAUCGGAAGAAAUUUGAGGAGGGGAUAUUUUCAGAUUUAAGAAAUCUCAAAUGUAAUGUUGACGCCGUUUUAGAGCAACCGAGAUCUGAGUUUUUAGAGUUUUUGUUCAAAAAUUCAUGCUUGAGAACUCAGAAAAAGCAAAAAGUGUUUUUUUGGUUUAAUGUGCCUCAUGAUAAACUAAUGGCUGAUGCUCUAGAAAGAGAUUUGAAAAAGGAAAAAAUGGGUCAAAAUCCAACUACAAUAGCCCUUAGGGAACCGGCCAUUGGCUUUCAAUACGAUGAAAGUUCAAGUUUGUACAAUCAAUUAGCAAAACAUAUGGAAAAUCAAUUACAAAAUGACUUAAUAAUGAGUCCUGAAAGUUUAGAUCUGAAAAAAAUCGAUAAUAUUAGCUUGCUACCUCAAGAAAAACAAAACGAGGAAAGUGAUAGGUCGUCUCCGGAAUACAUCUCCACAACAAGAGGUAAAGAUGACUAUAGUUUCCUCAAUGAAGCAACUCCUCAGCAGUAUAAGAACAAUUCGGAUUAUGAGGACGACGAUGACUUCCCGUUAGAUUAUUUCGAUACAACUCAAUCUUCUGAUGGAUAUAUUAACUUGGACCCAAAUUUUCAAACUGGUUAUUAUUCAAGUAUGGUGGAUGAUAACUAUGCCAAUUUCAUCGACCCGACAAUCUUUUUGCCCAACUCAAGCUUUCAAUCAACCUCUGCCGCUGCCAAUACCAAUACUAAUGCCACUGCCACCGCUAAUGUUUCUGCCAAUCAAGUUGCUUUAAACGACGAAUAUCUUAUAGAACAAGCUCAACCUUUGAAGACUCCAAUACUACCUCCAAUGUCCACAAGCUCUCUACAACCCAAAUCUUCAACAGCAAAAGCAUUUGCGUUUCAUAAUCCCAAUGGUGGGGAGGAGCUUUUCUCAUUUACUCAAACAUCAAUUACUCCUUCAUUUCAGCAGCCCGUACCGCCUAAAUUCCAAAGUAAUAUAAAGACUCAUCGACAGCAACCUGUAAAGACCGUACAUCAAUUUCAAGUUGCUUCACAACCACAAUAUCCUUAUUACGAACACCUUCAACAGUAUGCAACAGAAUUACCCAUAGGGUACAGCAGUAACAUGAUCCAUCCUGAUAACGAGCUCUGGACCAACCAGACAGUCUUUUCUAAUCAAGCUGCUGUCCCCGUUGUCCCUGCUGCCUCAAUGUUUGAUCCGUCUGGUGGGUAUACUCAGAAUUUAUCGCAACAACCAUAUAUGAUGAUAAACGACCAAGACUUGAUGACUUUUCCAUCAAUGAAUCAGACUAUGAUGAUGGCGGUGCAACCACUGCAACCACCACCCUUGCCACAGCAACAGCAACAGCAACAGCAACAACAACAACAACAACAACAACAACAACAACAACAACAACAACAACAACAACAACAACAACAACAAGCUCAACAACAAGCUCAACAACAACAAGCUCAACAACAACAAGCACAACAACAACAAGCACAACAACAACAAUAUCAGCAAGCACAAUCAGUACUUCUGAAUUUUCCGUAUCAGGAGAUCUCACUACAGCAACAAUUAAGUGCGAAAAUGAUGAAAAAGAAAAGGCAGAUGCAACUGCAACUGCUACAGUUUUCCAAAGCUGGCUCUGUGAUUACUGGAAGAGGUAACGGGGGCGGCGAUAUAACGAAAAAACCUCAUUACGAAAAAGAAAAACACCAUCUAUCUUUGACGGAAGUGGUCAAUUCAAAAGCAACAAGGGUUAGAAAUAAAGAGGAAUGUUGA
Messenger RNA from Lodderomyces oxycetoniae, 2031 nucleotides. It is a transcript of the gene CPH1, whose product is annotated as homeodomain family transcription factor. Gene Ontology annotation, cellular component: Tec1p-Ste12p-Dig1p complex; Ste12p-Dig1p-Dig2p complex; nucleus. The transcript has a single exon. NCBI's taxonomy places the organism in Eukaryota, Fungi, Ascomycota, Pichiomycetes, Serinales, Debaryomycetaceae. The record is from RefSeq and is a predicted model, not a curated record. The coding region runs from base 1 to 2031 and encodes 676 amino acids. Gene Ontology annotation, biological process: regulation of pseudohyphal growth; regulation of DNA-templated transcription; sexual reproduction. Gene Ontology annotation, molecular function: DNA-binding transcription factor activity.